Lottia gigantea (owl limpet) is the source of this 324-nucleotide messenger RNA. RefSeq lists its product as hypothetical. Bases 1 to 324 code for a protein of 107 amino acids. NCBI's taxonomy places the organism in Eukaryota, Metazoa, Mollusca, Gastropoda, Lottiidae. The record is from RefSeq and is a predicted model, not a curated record. Gene Ontology annotation, biological process: neurotransmitter receptor transport, endosome to postsynaptic membrane; regulation of recycling endosome localization within postsynapse; regulation of modification of synaptic structure. The transcript has 5 exons. Gene Ontology annotation, cellular component: extrinsic component of postsynaptic early endosome membrane; glutamatergic synapse; postsynaptic recycling endosome.
AUGGCGUCAGCCUUAUCAGAGGACGAAUUUCAUCGUUUACAGCUUCAGCUAUUAGAGUUAAGAACUGGAAAUUAUGAAUUAGAUGGUAAAUCUAAAAAGCUUGAGAGAGAAUUAACCCUGAGUCAAGAGAGAUGUGAACACCUUGAUAAAGAGUUGGCCAAGGCAAACAAGGCAAUAAACAAGAGUAAGAAAACUAAGGAAGUAGAGCUAUUGAUACAAGAAAAUGAUGGAUUGCAGAGUAAAUUACAUAGUCAAGAAGAAGAAUUUAGACUACAAAAUCAAACAUUGAUGCAAGAAUUAUCAACUGUAAGUUUCAUUCUUUGA